CAAAUUUAUAUUAAUCUGUUUAGAGAAUUUGCAUCCAGGUUUAGCUCCAGAGGAUUGUGACUACAGAGAAGCCGUCAAAGGAGGAUGAGUAAUUUCUUAGGGCAUAUUCAGUGUUGGGUAGAGGACUCCAUGCAUUGCGAAUUGCAAGGUAUGAGAUGUAAAAGAGAGCCCUGCUUCAAUUUCCGUUAGUUGCUACAAUGGUCAGAGUGAUAAAAGCGUGUGGUUUCCUCUUCAGCAUCUGAGUGCCGUAUAGUAGGGAAGGCAGACUUCUGACUUUGCGGGCCAGCCUCUGGCUGAAAGCAUGGCUGCGUUCUGAUGGCGUCCUCCGCUCAGUUUCCCCCUUCCCCAGUCCAUCCCAGCAUGGAGCCUGAGAGCGAGACCCCAAGGAAGGGAAAAACCCCCGAAGACAGCAGAAACAUGGAUCUCUCCCAUAAAUUAUCUAAGAGAGAGCUCACCACACUGUACGAAGAUGUCCUUUACACCAUUCUCCAUCGUGUGGGCAAAAUGGAACUUAAUCAUGUUACUGAUCCGGAGGAACUCUAUGAAUAUGUGCAAAAGGCCUUCAAUAUUGAUCCAGGAGAGCAUCGGAUUAUACUACAGAGGGUCAAACAGCUAGAGAAGCCAAUUUUUUGUCUUAAAGCAACUGUGAAGCAAGCCAGGAAUAUUCUGGGUAAAGAUGUCAGUGGAUUAAGUGAUCCAUACUGCUUCCUAGGGAUAGAAACCAAAAAACAAGACUCUUCAGCCCAUGGUGCUUCUCAUCAUGAGAACAAAAAACGAUCCAAGGCUGUGGUGAAGAACCUGAUCCCAGAGGACCAGACCCAUCGCACGCAAGUCAUCCGUCAGACCUUACAUCCAGUGUGGGAUGAAACCUUCAUCCU
Messenger RNA from Python bivittatus (Burmese python), 878 nucleotides. Lineage: Eukaryota; Metazoa; Chordata; Lepidosauria; Squamata; Pythonidae. The record is from RefSeq and is a predicted model, not a curated record.